AAAAGAAAGAGGUACUGGCAGAACUAAUGGGCAGAAAUCUGGUAAAAGAAAGACAACUGAAGAAGGGUUGACUGAGGAAGAAGAUGGCAAUGAAACUGAAUAUUUCAGUUCAAGUGAUGAAGGGAGUUACAAAUCCGGAUCAGAUCCUGAAGAAGAAGGGGUUGCUAGAACAAAAUCUAGGUUCCCAAGUUUCAUACCAACUGACAAGGUUGACUUCACAUUGGGAAUGAGCUUUGAGUCGAAGGGUGAAGUUAAAGAUGCAGUGGACAAAUAUUCUGUGACUAACAGGUAUCCCUUCUAUUGGGCCAAAAAUUGCUCAGACAAGCUUAGGGCUAAGUGUUCAAAUUUGAACAAAACAUGUAGUUGGGUGGCCUACUUUGGCAUAGACAGUAGAUGUAGCAGUAACAAGUGGGUCCUCAAAACAUAUCAGAGUGACCACACUUGCAACCCGGGGUGGCAAAUACCCAGUGCCACAGCCAAAUGGUUAGUCAAGAAUUUUUUCUCCUCAAAGCCCGGUGUAGCUGACAUGAAGGUGGCUUCAAUGAAAGAGAUGGUAAAGAAGGAGCUGAAUUGUGAUGUUUCUCUUGAGCAAAUGAGGAAGGCUAAAUCUUUGAUUAGAAAACUUGAAAAGGGAGACAUAAAGGCUGAGUACAAAAGGUUGGAUGAUUAUAGGGCUGAAAUUCAAAGGUCAAACCAAGGAAAUACCUGCAUCCUCACUCUAUUGCAGCCUAGCCCUAUAUUUGACAAGUUUUAUGUGUGCUUCCAUGCCUGCAAGAAGGGGUUUCUGGAGGGGUGCAGGAGACUCAUAGGAAUAGAUGGGGCAUUCUUGAAGUCUGAGGUUAAGGGUGAGAUACUCACUGCAGUUGCAAGGGAUGCAAACAAUCAAAUGUUCCCAAUAGCGUGGGCUGUAGUUGCAUCUGAGACCAAAGCCACUUGGAAGUGGUUUCUAGAAAACUUAAGAGAUGAUCUAAACAUUGGGAGAGGGAAUGGAUGGGCUUUUGUUUCAGAUCAACAAAAGGUAGGUUUACUCCCAGCAUUAUAUGAGACAUUGCCAGAGGUUGAACACAGAAGAUGUGCUAGGCACUUAUAUGCUAUUUGGAGAAGAGCUCAUCCUGGUCUGGAGCUACAAAGGCAGUUUUGGAAGUGCUGCAAAUCUGCCUCUAAAAGAGAAUUUGACCAGAACCUUGAGGUACUUAAAGCUCUUUCUCUAACUGGUCAUGAAGAUAUUCUGAAGGUUGACCCUAAAUUUUGGUGUAGAGCUUUCUUCAAUAGGGAUAUAAAAUGUGAAACUGUUGAUAACAAUCUAUGUGAGGCUUUUAAUGGGGUCAUAGUUCCUGCUAGAUCUUUGUUUGGGUAUACGCAGUUGGAGUACAUAAGAAAGUUGGUGAUGCAGAGGCUUAUUAAGAACAAGAAUCUAGGUGACAAAUGGGUUGGAGAUUUAGGUCCUAGAAUAAGGAGAAGGAUAAAUAAAUUUGUUGAGUCAAGUAAUAAGUGGAGGGUGUUAUUUAAUGGUUCUGAUGGAUAUGAGGUCUCUUGUGGGUCAGACACCUAUCUAGUUGAUUUGGAGAACAGAAGGUGUUUGUGUGAGCAAUGGGAUGUGUCUGGAAUCCCUUGCAAACACGCCAUAUGUGCCAUUAGGGAUAAAGGGCAUAGAAUAGAAGAUUAUGUAUGUACGUGGUAUAAGAAACACAUGUACUUGCAUACUUAUGCUGAGACGAUGACACCUAUUGCUGGGCCUCUUUUCUGGCCUCAAACAAAUGUUGAAGUGUUGCCUGCUGAGUUGAAAAAAAAAGAAAUGGGGAGGCCAAGAAAAAAUAGAAUCAAAGAAAUAGGUGAGAUCCCUAGGAGUGGAAAGUUACCAAAAAGAGGAACAAGCAUUACAUGUCAGUUGUGUUUCAAAAAAGGGCAUAACAAAAAAGGGUGUCCCUCCAAAGACCAAAUCUUGCAAGGGGAUACAACAUUCCCUAUUGACCUACAAGGUGGAAGUGGUACUUCAAAGAAUCCAAAAAGAUGUGUUGUAUGCUCCCAAACAGGACACUCCCAGAACAAGUUCCCCAUGAAGAAUAACUCUAACCAGGCAAGUGAAGAAAGGGGUUCCGGACCUCCCCAGGAGAGUAAUGUUGAUGAUACUACUUUGCAUGCAUACUUUAGUGAAAAUGCAGAUAGGGAUGACAGACCAACCGAUAAUGUGUUUCAGUGGAGGGGCCAAAACUCAAUUACGUCUGGUGGUCUGGAGAGAGUGCGGGAUAGGAACCACAAGGAGCACAAAGAGAAGGCCAUGAAUUCAAGAAAAAGAAAUGCUAGUUCAUUGAGUGCUACCGGGGUGUCCACAACGGCUAGAGAGAGAUUCAACACUUUGUUUGACAGCAUGGAAGAAGGCUCUGAAGUCUAGUGUAGUUGAUGAUACCUGCAAAAUGUUAAUGCAUGGUUAUUUUUGUAUAUAAGUCUUCCUUUUGUUUAAACUAUCUCCCUUCACUUGGUUUUUUUUGACACACUUGUGGUGUGUGGGAGCAGAAGGCUAGUGUGUGGGGUUUGGUGUUUACACAUUUCUACCUACUCCUUUUUUGCCCUAAUAUGUCUGGGGUGUGGUGUCUAUGCUUUUGUGUACUUGAUGUAUGUUUUGAAGUACUGAUA
Molecule: messenger RNA, 2634 nt
Organism: Cuscuta epithymum
Lineage: Eukaryota; Viridiplantae; Streptophyta; Magnoliopsida; Solanales; Convolvulaceae
Source: the annotation of a GenBank genome assembly